AUGUCAGUAUUAGUGAACAUCGGACGGCGCGGCAGGGACUCUGGAUCCAUACGGAGGUUCCGUACCCGCAGGCCCUUGGAUCUAGGCAAUCCCGGUGAAUGUAACUGCCCAAUUGGGCUGGUGGCAAGUGACAAAGCCUUUCUUCACUGGGACAGAAUUCUAUCAAUUCUGAUUUCAUACGUUGCGCUUAAAAGUUCCAAGAACGCACCUUGA
Molecule: messenger RNA, 213 nt
Organism: Klebsormidium nitens
Lineage: Eukaryota; Viridiplantae; Streptophyta; Klebsormidiophyceae; Klebsormidiales; Klebsormidiaceae
Source: the annotation of a GenBank genome assembly